GACCAAUCGAUUUGACCCAUUCUUCUCCCUUGGGACUGCUGGACGAGUAUGGGUGUGCCAGCUUUCUACCGCUGGGUGCUGGAGAAAUAUCCGAAAUGUGUUGUGGACUGCGUGGAGAGCCGCGCCGUGGUGCUCGAGAGUGAGCGUCACUUCGAGCUUACAGACACAACAGGCCCGAACCCGAACGGCUUCGAGGUGGACAAUCUGUACGUCGAUAUGAACGGCCUGAUCCAUCCGUGCGCACACCCGGAAAAUGGCGAGGCGCCCAAAACCGAGGAGGAAAUGUACCGCCGCGUCAUGGCCUACGUGGAUCGUCUUGUGGCUGCCGUGCGUCCACGCCGCGUACUAUACCUGGCCAUCGACGGUGUCGCCCCUCGAGCCAAGAUGAACCAGCAGCGUGCGCGUCGUUUCCGCUCGGCACAGGAAGCUGAACAACGUAUGGAAGUAGAGAAGGAGGCGCUCGAGUACAUGAGCGCAUUGGGCCACAAGGUGCCCAGCAAGCAGGAGAAGCCCUGGGACUCGAACGUCAUCACACCUGGCACCAAGUUUAUGGCCAAACUGGCCAAAUAUCUGCGUUUCUACAUCCGUGAUCGCGUUAACAAUAACGCUGCAUGGAAGAGUAUUAAGGUCAUCCUAUCCGAUGCCGGUGUGCCUGGAGAGGGAGAGCACAAACUCAUGCAGUACAUCCGCGUACAGCGUUCGCAGCCUGGAUAUGACCCGAACCAGCACCAUGUGCUCCACGGUCUGGACGCCGAUCUCAUCAUGUUGGGACUAGCUACUCACGAAGUCAAGUUCUCUAUCCUACGUGAAGAAGUGCUAUUUGGCAAGCAGAAGUACGAAAGAGAGCGCCAGAAGGAGCAACAGACAGUGCUGGACGCCAAUGGAACUACACUGAACAAGAGGAAGCGUGGAGAGUUUGGCGAACACGAUGCAGACCUCGUGGCUUCAGAUCUCAAGCCUCUACAGUACCUGCACAUCGCGACACUACGCGAAUACUUACAGGUGGAGUUUGAGCCACUGUCCCGCGUGCUACCGUUCGAGUACGACUUCGAGCGAGUGAUCGACGACUUCGUGUUCCUCUGUUUCUUUGUCGGUAACGAUUUCUUGCCGCAUUUACCGUCACUGGACAUUCGUGAUGGCGCUCUGGACUUCUUGAUCUUGAUCUAUGCCAAGCUGCUGCCUGCUAUGGGCGGUUAUAUCACCGAUGGAGGUCACGUGAAUCUUUCGCGUGUUGAUGUGAUUCUCGCUGAAGUUGGACAGGUGGAAGACAUCAUUUUCCAACGUCGUGCUCUUAAACAGGCGGAGAACGAGAGGAGACGCAAGUCGCGCUUGUCGAAUGAGAAGAAGGAUCAGAUUGCUGCUGCGGCAGCCAAGGACUCAGCUGUCGAAAUACUGAAGAAACGCCGUAUUGAUAAGGAUAUCAUUGCUGCGGACAAGAAGUACGGCGGUUUGACGCCGGAAGAAGCAGUGAAAGCGCGUGUAAAAGAGAGCGUGGAGAAGAAACUGGAGCAGUACCGUGAAGAGGUUCAGGACGUCGUGCGUCUGGGUGAACCUGGUUGGAAGACUCGCUACUACAGUGACAAGCUGAAGGCUGAUGAUAUCGAGGUUGGCGGCGGUCGUGAACGCGUCUUCCACGCCUACAUUGAAGGUUUGUGCUGGGUAAUGCGAUACUAUUACACAGGUUGCGCCUCGUGGCAGUGGUUCUACCCGUUCCACUACGCCCCCUUCGCGUCCGAUUUACGCAACAUCGACCGCUUCGAGAUCAAGUUCGAAGAGGGACUUCCGUUCCAUCCGUUCGAGCAGUUGAUGGGCGUGUUCCCUGCUGGAAGUGCCCACGCUAUUCCGAAGCCGUAUCGGUGGUUAAUGUCUGAUCCCGAGUCGCCCAUUAUUGAUUUCUACCCGAAGGAAAUCCCAGUUGAUCCUAAUGGCAAGGCGAUGCCGUGGCUGUGGGUUGUUCUACUACCGUUCAUCGACGAAGAGCGGUUAUUGGAAGCCAUGAAGGAGCCGAACCAGAAGCUGACGGAAGCUGAGAAGAAGCGUAACGCGCGGUUCGGCAAGGAAGUUGUCUUCUUCCACACUAAAUGUCCGGUGUCGAAGAACCCGCCGACGACUGAGCUUGCUGAGGCUCAAGCCGACCCGAGAAUCUCUCAGUCGUUCAACGGGACGCUCAUUUACAUUGAAGCGCUCUACUUCCCCAUCGGUGGGAUCGUUCCAAGUCCAGAGAAGUCUCAGAGACACUUAGCAGACAUCCCGAACAACCAGUGCUACAGUUUCCAGUACCGCUUGCCGCCUACUCAACCACAUCUGUCGAAGAUCCUGGACGGCGCUCAACCACCCAGCCCUGUGUUGAUCACAGACAAUGACAAGCGUAUCACGAUCCCGUUCUUUGGUAAAGCCAACAUCAACAUCGUGGAUCUGGCUGGCGAUGCAUCAAACCACACGAAUGUGCGUCAGAACUACAUGUCACGUCACAACGGAGGCUCUGGAGGUCGUGGAUUCGGCGGACGUGGUAAUGGUGGACGUGGCUACGGUCAGCAGGGCUACCAGCAAGGCAAUCAGCGCUUCGCGAACAACAAUUUGAACGUAGAUCGCUACGGUGGCCCACCUCAACAACAGCAGUACAACCAGUACAUGGCCAACGGAUACGGCAAUUGGGGUUCACAGGAGCCCCGGAAUAAGCGCGGCCAGUACAGCGAUUCUUACAACCAGUACAAUGGAGGGCAGUCAUCCUAUGGCCGGCCAAGCUCGGACUACCGUGGAGGCUACAAUGGCGGCUACAACGGCGGCUACAAUGGCAAUGGCGGUCGUGGAUACCAAGGAAGCUUUGGUGGACGCGGUUACCAAGGUGGCUUUGGAGGCCGAGGAGGACGUGGCGCUCCGAUCCAGUCUGCGUUCGGAGGCAAUUUGCAGCCGGCUCAGGCGUACCCAUCGAACCACAUUGGAUCUGCUGCUCCCGCUGCUCCUGCCGGCCCGGCUCCGCGAGGUUUGGAGGCUCUGAAGGCUGGACUGCGCAGCAUGCACCAGCAACGCCAGAACAACGCCAGCGGCCCACCUCGAGGCAACCCCACCCGGUACGACCGCUAAGCUGUGUGCUCGGUAGCGAUCAUGUGCUGCCGUACUCGUAACCUGAUAGUGUAGAUUUCGCUAGGAAGAGAAGCAAAGCAAUCGAACGCUGUUCAUCUCUACAUUUUCAUGUUUGGCAUUUCUUGGAUUUUAUCAGACAAAUAUCAUGUUUGUACAUCCAAGUUGGAUGUACAGAAAAUUGCAA
Molecule: messenger RNA, 3268 nt
Organism: Phytophthora nicotianae INRA-310
Lineage: Eukaryota; Oomycota; Peronosporomycetes; Peronosporales; Peronosporaceae
Exons: 1
Coding region: 49-3084 (1011 amino acids)
Biological process (GO): nuclear-transcribed mRNA catabolic process
Cellular component (GO): nucleus
Molecular function (GO): 5'-3' RNA exonuclease activity; RNA binding
Source: RefSeq, a predicted model, not a curated record